Messenger RNA from Venustampulla echinocandica, 456 nucleotides. Its product is annotated as 40S ribosomal protein S13. Gene Ontology annotation, molecular function: small ribosomal subunit rRNA binding; structural constituent of ribosome. Gene Ontology annotation, cellular component: cytosolic small ribosomal subunit; nucleolus; ribosome. Gene Ontology annotation, biological process: translation. NCBI's taxonomy places the organism in Eukaryota, Fungi, Ascomycota, Leotiomycetes, Helotiales, Pleuroascaceae. The coding region runs from base 1 to 456 and encodes 151 amino acids. The record is from RefSeq and is a predicted model, not a curated record. The transcript is spliced from 4 exons.
AUGGGUCGCAUGCACAGCAACGGCAAGGGCAUCUCAGCCUCCGCCAUCCCAUACUCCCGCACUCCCCCAGCGUGGCUCAAGACAACCCCAGAGCAAGUUGUUGACCAGAUCUGCAAGCUUGCGAAGAAGGGAGCAACCCCAUCUCAAAUCGGUGUCGUCCUACGGGAUUCCCACGGUGUUGCGCAAGUCAGAGUUGUUACUGGUAACAAGAUUCUCCGAAUCUUGAAGUCGAACGGCCUUGCCCCAGAGAUUCCAGAGGACCUAUACAUGUUGAUCAAGAAGGCUGUCGCCGUCCGCAAGCAUCUUGAGCGCAACCGAAAGGACAAGGACUCCAAGUUUCGCCUCAUUCUCGUCGAGUCGCGUAUCCACCGUCUUUCCCGGUACUACAAGACCGUCGGUGUCCUCCCACCCACCUGGAGAUACGAGAGCGCCACUGCCAGCACCAUGGUUGCAUAG